AUGAAUUUUAUCCGGAAAUUUAUGGGAAAAAGCUCCACCGAAGAGCUUAGCUCGGUCCCCAAGGGGAAACUAUACCUCACGCGGGCCCCCAAUUCUCCCAAGGGUUCACUCGAGUGUCUUUAUAAUGAUGCGUUUAUGUGUAUCCGACUGACCACCAGACCCUUUUACUACCAAUUGGCAGUGAGCAAGGUGUACCAAGAAGGUGAGAUCCUUACGCCCAACGACAAUGAAUUUGAUGACAAUGAAUGGAACUUCAUUAUUCUUCAGGAUUUGAGCUUCAAGUUCAUUGAGAAAAAGAACGGGUCGAUGGCCAUUAGCUGGAUUGACAUUAAUGGCGACGUGGGUGACAGUUUCGAGUUUGUGAUAGAUGACGAUGUCAAUUUGAACGACGUCGAGCUGUUCAAAAUCAGCUUGUACAAGUGUAUCUAUGAGCUGAAGUACCAUAAACCAUCGACUGAAAUCGACGAGACCGAGUUGAAGGAGUUCGAAUCAUUUGAAGAAGAGUUAACUCUUGAAGACAAUGUCACCACAUAUGAUGAUGAAGAUGACGAUGACGAUGACGAUGACGAUGACGACGACGAGGAAUGGGCAGAGACGUCCCAGGGUAUCGUGGGCAAGAAAAGCAAGUCCCUCGGAGCCGCGUCCCAGCAAACGGAAAGACCCUACGGGGAUGACGAAGAGAGUACCGUUGUGUUCAUUGAGCCUGCCACCAAGGAGGAGCCCAAGGAGAAGGUAUUCUCCAAGAAGGUAGAUUUGUACUUGUACGGUGAGGAUGGGUUUGGUUUUACCCUGGAGGUGACGCUCGAAAUACUUCUGUAUGUGGCCUGGAACUAUACAGUGAAGCUUUAUAACGGUUCGAACGUUCGGUUUGAAACGUUUCUUUCGAGUGCGAUGUCCCCCAUUUUCGAAGAGAGCAAGAAUGCGUUUGUGUUUAACUAUAACAGAGCUUCCGAAUCAGGCUUGCAGCUGUCAACGUGGCUUGUGGGUUUUGACAAAUUGGCGACGAUGAAAGAGUUCCAGAAUCAGUUUUUGAAAUGCUACUUUGAGUAUACCAACAAGAAGAAGUACCCAGACACGGAGGAACUUGACCUGCUGUACUUGGCCGACUCCUUGAGCGGCAUGACUCUUGAUGAUGAUGAUGAGUUCUUUUCAACUCACAGUUCCAGUGAUGACAAGGAGAGUGAUGAAGAUGAUGAAGACGAGGAAGUGGUUGUGAGGCCAGCGAGAUCAGCCAAGAAGAUCACAGUUCCGGCCAACGUUGAAGGUGGAAUCAACUCAGACUUGACGGUGGGAUUUGCUAACGAUAGGUCGUACGUGGUGAAUGGUAAUAACUUGGGAGUGUUUAAGAACGGAAAUGAUGACCUUGAGUUCCAGUCCACGAUCGGUGGACUCAAGAACAGGGCCGGCCAACAGAUUCUACCCGAGGCACUCAUGUUGCAACGGCGAGACGAACUGUUGGUAUUCAAGGAUAAGAACAGCCAAGGCUUAUAUCGGAUGGAUUUAAACAGAGGUCAGAUUGUGGAAGAAUGGGACGUCAGCAACAAUGACCAAGCACUUCGACAUUUCACGACUAACAAGAAGUACGAUCAGCUCACCAACGAACAGACAUUUAUGGGUAUUUCCAAGAAUGAGGUGUUUCAGAUGGACCCUAGACUUGCGAACAUUAUUGUUCCCACCGAAACCCGGUUGAAACAAAGCAACUUCAACCACAUCAACACCACCAAAGGUGGGUACUUUGCCGUUAGUGAUGCGGACGGAAAGAUCAGAUUAUACGACCGUAUUGGUCUUAAGAGAGCCAAGAGUUUAUUACCUUCAUUGGGUGACACGAUUGUAGCUAUGGACACCUCCAAUGAUGGGAGAUGGUUGUUGGCUACUUGCAGUGAUUAUCUUUUGCUCGUUGACUUGAAGGUGCAAGCGGGCAGUAAAAAUGCAGGAGCAUUAGGAUUCGAGAAGCCAUUCAGUGCUGCUAGUAAACCAAUUCCAAGAAGAAUCAUGUUGAAACCCGAACACCUGAUGGCCAUUCUUAAUUCUGGAGGACAAAAGAGCUUGAACUUCACCAGAGCAUACUUUAACACCAAGGUUACUGAUCAUGCUGAAACAGAUAUUAUCACCAGUACUGGCAACUAUGUGGUUCAAUUCAACCUUAAGAAGAUUUUGCAGGGCAAAGUCGACUCUUACGUGGUGAAGAAACUUGAUGAGGCUGUUGUGUCGUCAAACUUCCAGUUCGGAUCCAAUAAUGCCAUUUUUGCAUCUGAGCACAAUGUAGCUAAGAUGGGCAAGAGGAAGUUUGAGAGGUUUGAGAGAUUUGAGAAGGCUCUGGAGAGAAAGAGAUGAGGAUGAGAAGAUACGAAGCAGUAAUUACCAUAUAUGGAGUGUUCACCCAAUAAUAUAUAUUUAAUGAAGAUAACCAUCAUUAAUUCGGCAUUUCAAUGUCUGAACCGAAAUAAGUCCUUGACCUCAUUGAUCCAAAUGAUGCGGAACGCAUUUAUUUUAUGGCCCAUGGUCGGGCGGUAGUCCGUCACUGUCCGGUGUAUUGUGAUCUUGUUCACACGGUUAUACACCAGUUGCACAAAUCGGUUGAAUCCCGGUGACCGUAUGAGUGCUUCAUAAAGAAACCGUUCUAUUGGAGUCAUGUAUCAUCGCCAGAAAUGCCUAACUGCGAAGUCGCGCACAAAAUUAUCAAUUUCUUCCAACACAUUCAGCGCAACAGAAAUGAUUACAGAUGGUCAAUUGAACACAAUCGUUCUCUCGUUUGGCAUCGUCUCGAUGGUAGGAAUCUUGAUAUAUCACUUCAUCUCCACUAACACUAAGGAAAACGUCAAGGAAGCUUAGGAUGAUCAAAUGGAUUGCGAACACGUCAGCGGGUUAAUAGUAUAAUACAAGCAAUGCUCAUACAAACAAUACGUAGGGCCUGAGAAGUGGGAGCCGAGCAAAAUUGGACACUUAUUGCUGGAAGAAUCCAGGAUGAGUUCUUUCAAGUUAACUUCUAGGUUCUUGAUGUCCCCCGUAAACUUAUAGAUAGGGUUACUGGCGUACGGGAAGAAGAACGAAAAUACUAGUUGGUGCGUGCGCCGCCGCCCAAAUCUGAUACAAAUCUGUUG
Molecule: messenger RNA, 3101 nt
Organism: Yamadazyma tenuis ATCC 10573
Lineage: Eukaryota; Fungi; Ascomycota; Pichiomycetes; Serinales; Debaryomycetaceae
Source: RefSeq, a predicted model, not a curated record